Molecule: messenger RNA, 1038 nt
Organism: Medioppia subpectinata
Lineage: Eukaryota; Metazoa; Arthropoda; Arachnida; Sarcoptiformes; Oppiidae
Source: the annotation of a GenBank genome assembly
AUGGGAAAUAUCACCAAAAGCGAGGACUGUCUGGUGCUUAACGUAUGGACCCCUACUGUCCGCACCGAUUAUCCACUAAAAGCGCCCCUAAAACCGGUCAUGUUUUGGAUAUAUGGCGGCGGUUUGAUUGUCGGCUCAGCAUUUCAGCAACAAUACAACGCUAGCCUUUUGGCCACCAAUGAUGUGGUGGUUGUGUCCGUCAACUAUAGGUUAGGACCGUUUGGUUUCCUAUACGGGGAUCGGGAGGACGCGCCCGGAAAUGUCGGCUUUUAUGACCAGUUGUUGGCACUCAAAUGGGUUAGAGAAAACAUACAUUUGUUUGGCGGAGAUAGGGAUCAGAUCACCAUUUUUGGUGAGAGCGCCGGCAGUAAGUCUGUGUCGGCACAUAUUAUAUCGCCGUUAUCUAAAGGCCUAUUCAAGAGAGCUAUUAUGCAAAGCGGGGCACUGUUUUACAAUAAGCACAGGUAUCCUAUGGUAAAGUCCGAGGCAUUACUCGUUAGCAAACAAUUGGCCAAAAAUAUGAAUUGUAGUGAAGAAGAAGAGGACAAUUGGUUGGAGUGUUUGCGCGGUUUUGAGGCCCAGGAGCUGAUGGACGGGUACGACACCAGACGCCAACUUUCUGCCCUAUCGGACACUGAAUUUCUACCAAUGAAUGCACAGAAUAUGUUUGAAAAUAAGUUAUUUAAUAAAGAUUUAGAUAUAAUGGCCGGUGUUAUGCGAAAUGAGGGCUCAAUUCAAAGCCAGAGUUUAGUGAAACCAAAUCUAACUGAAAAGGAUUUUAAUGAAUUUGUGACAAUUAUUGACGCGUUUUACCAUAAUUUCGAUGAAAAACUAGUGACAGAUUUCUACCUGAAAUCUAUUGAUAAAAACAGUUCCGAUGCACUAAAAUGGGCUGAAUAUGACAUGUUUGGUGACCUAAUGACUACGUGCCCGACCUAUAGAUUCGCCAAAGCCUAUGGCCAGUUGGGAGGCGCCGGUGGUGUGUAUUUCUAUGAGCAGACAUAUCAACGCAAAUCAUUUUUAGAUGAAAAAGUUUAU